Molecule: messenger RNA, 1425 nt
Organism: Penicillium lagena
Lineage: Eukaryota; Fungi; Ascomycota; Eurotiomycetes; Eurotiales; Aspergillaceae
Exons: 2
Coding region: 1-1425 (474 amino acids)
Source: RefSeq, a predicted model, not a curated record
AUGCCCCCAUUACCCGGUGAAGAGAGUGUGUUGACGGUCUUCGCCGACCUGCACUACUACUUUGCACCGCCCGUGCCGAAGCCUCUGAACCAUCGCUUUGACAAGGGCUCAUAUCUAUACAUCUACCGUGACACGAACAACAGGUCGCGCAUCGAGGUCGCCAAUAACCCAGGAACGGCCGACCAAGAUGCAUUCCAUGGGCCCCUAGACAGUAUCCAUGUGCGUCACUCGAUCAAAUUCCCAACUCUCUGCACGGUGGUCGUGGACUAUCAUCCGGCGCCCCAGCAACCACCAAAUGCGACUCCUCAGGACUGGCAGCUACCCAGCGUAGAGCCCCGGAGUGAUCAGCAGACCCGAGUUCGUCUGCACACGAUAGACAUCUACUUCUGGACCACGGAAGAUGCAACCCAGUUCCUCGACACGCUCGGCCGUGUCUUGCCUGUCGCCCAAAUCGAAUCGGAUCGGGUGGCCAGCGCACCGCAUACAGAGCAGCCGCUGAGCAGUGUAGUCCAGCAACUUGAAACCGUUGCCAUCUCCGACCCAGCGUAUCAGAAUGGACAGACACCUAAUUCGCGUUCUGAAAACGCACCGGUAGCGAUACCGACUUUCGCACCUCCUCCAACCAGUGGCCCAGAAAGUAGUAUGCAGCACGGCUCGACCGAUGAGAAAAAGCACGAUGCGAACUUCACUCCACUGGCUUAUAAUCCCGCAGCACCGGCAGCCCCAGAGCCAAUCCGACAUCGUGAAAAGACACCGCCGCCAGAAGACGGCACGGAGGGUACCGGACUCGCUGCCGCCGCGGCAGCCGACCACGGCGUGCCGUUCACGCCUCCAAACCAGGUCCCCGGAGCAUUCGCUCCCCCGCCCACUUCAGCUGCACCAGGACUCCCCUACUCCGGUCCCCCAACCGCUGCAGCAACAGGAUACGUCUCCCCACCACCAAGUGCAGGCUUGUCCCACCCAAUGCAGAGUCUCGGUCUACAAAGCCCCGGCUUACCUGCGUUUGCACAACCCUUUUCCGGACACGGAAGCCUAAAUCAACCCUGGAAUCCAGCCUCACCUCCAUCAGGGACAAUGUCCUUCGCCCCACCCCCGCAGGAUCCAAACGCCCAUCUAUACGGUCAGCAGAUGUACGGCAGUCCGCAGUCGCCGCCACAGUUUGGAACGGGACAUCCGCCUCCGAUAGGCGGGUACUCGAAUUACUCGUAUGAUCAGGCACAGGUGCCGCGCACGGGCACGGAAUACGGUGUCCAUAGCCAGGUGUAUCGGCCCACGGAGGCGGAGGCUGGACCGCACUAUCAGAAGGCUGCGCAGAAAGCUAUGAAGAAUCCGGGUCAAAAGCCACGGAAGCUGGAGGAAAGGGCGGAAUCUUUGGAGAGUGGGGUGAAUCGGUUUUUCAAGAAGUUGGAGAAAAAAAUUGGAUGA